AUGCCAUUAUUAGAAAGUUGGUUAGGUAAUUUAUUAUCACGACAAUUUGAAGGACAUCAUUCAAACAGUAUUGCUAAAACAGUUACAAAACAACGUAUUGAAUCACAUUAUGAUUUAGAAUUACGUGCUUCUGUUAUGCUUGAUAUAUUAGAUAUGAUGCCUGAAAAUAUAAAACAAAAUAAUGCACGACUUAUUUUACAACAUUUAAGUGAAGCAUGGCGUUGUUGGAAACGGAAGGAGCUGUUACCAUUUAUACAAUUAUUGUACAUUGGCUCUGAAUCCAGACAUUUUUCACCAAUACCAUUUCCACCAUUAGCAUAUAAACAUGAUACGAAAUUACUUAUAUUAUCAUUAGAAUAUUUAAAAGAAGCAUAUAAUGUUAAAUCAAAAUUAAAUCAACCACAACGAGAAGAAUUGGUUUUAAUUGAACAAGCAUAUGAUAAUCCACGUGAAGCAUUAUCACGUAUUAAACAUCAUCUUUUAACACAAUAUGUAUUUAAAGAAUGUGAAAUUGAAUUUAUGGAUUUAUAUGAUCAUUUAAUACCGGCUUAUGAUGUUGAACUAUUAGAAAAAAAAUUAUUGAUGCUUGUUUAG
This is a messenger RNA of Rotaria sp. Silwood2, 594 nucleotides long. The record is from the annotation of a GenBank genome assembly. NCBI's taxonomy places the organism in Eukaryota, Metazoa, Rotifera, Eurotatoria, Philodinida, Philodinidae.